CGUCACACCAUUUUGAUUGACAAUUAAAUAAAUUUAAAUACAAUUUGUGCAAAAUGGCCGCCCAGGUUACUCAGGUACAGCGGUUCUUCAAUGGCUACAAGCAGGAUGUGAACCGAACACUGCGGGAUGCGUCCAAGCCGUGGACCAAAGCCUUUGAUAGCCUGGAGGAGAAGACCGGCAUGGACAGGGUGAAUAUUUUCGUGGGUAGUGUUUUGUUUUGCGCCUUCUACCUGGUCUUUGGCUGGUGCGCCCAACUACUGUGCAAUAUCAUUGGGGUUCUGUACCCCUCAUAUAUUUCCAUACAUGGCAUCGAGUCAAGCACAAAGCAGGACGACAUCAGGUGGCUGAUCUACUGGGUCACCUUUGGCAUCUUCACUGUGAUUGAGUUCUAUCCGAAUCUGCUAACUUCGAUGAUUCCCUUCUACUGGCUGCUGAAGUGUACUUUCCUCAUCUGGUGCAUGCUGCCCACCGAACGGAAUGGUUCUACCAUUAUCUACCACAAGCUGGUGCGACCCUACCUACUGAAACCCGAACCCGUCGACAGGAUGUCCGCCGGAGUGCCAAAGGACGUCUAGAAUGGACUAGCACGGACUAGCUCCAUGCAUUUGGCUUGGGGCCUGCACAACAACAUCACCUCUUAUCGGUUACAUUUUGCAAUAAAUUUUAAUUCUGUUUUUA
Molecule: messenger RNA, 678 nt
Organism: Drosophila mauritiana
Lineage: Eukaryota; Metazoa; Arthropoda; Insecta; Diptera; Drosophilidae
Product: receptor expression-enhancing protein 5
Source: RefSeq, a predicted model, not a curated record